GGUGAGACACCUGCUGCAGCGAACGACAGCUCACAACAGAGGGCAAAAGACCACUUUCGUAUCACAGUUUAUUACACAUGUAUUGACAAAGUCGUCAGUGAACUUCAAUCAAGGUUUGAGGGCAAUGACCUGGGCCCAGUUGUUCGAAAGCCGAUUAGCUCUUAACCCGGGGUUAAAUUUAACCCGGGUUUCUUUUUCUUGGGUUCAAAAGCAUUUUGUCGAGUAAUUUUCUCUGCUAUUUUUAGAGCUUCCAAUCAUCAACUUGUAGACAAAAAGAAAUGAAACUGAAAUGCUUUUUAAGCUGUCAAAUCUGAAUUCAAAUCUCGCACUAACCCUGGGUUAUCUUAACCCAGCUUUGAACAACUCGGCCCUGGAGGUUUUGUGCGCAUUGGGCGAAAUCGUAUUCAGCCGUUCUCCAAGCAUCAACAACAUCCAAACUAUAUGA
Porites lobata is the source of this 445-nucleotide messenger RNA. The record is from the annotation of a GenBank genome assembly. Lineage: Eukaryota; Metazoa; Cnidaria; Anthozoa; Scleractinia; Poritidae.